GGGGCCACGUGACUCGCCAAAGAUGGCGGCGCCCAGUGAGGUGGCGUGAAAGUUGUGGAAAGUCGGCAUCGCAGGGUUCGUGAGUCAGAACCGAGGGGGACCCGGGAGCCAUGUCGCGACUGAUCGUGAAGAACCUCCCUAAUGGGAUGAAGGAGGAGCGAUUCCGGCAGCUAUUUGCCGCCUUCGGCACACUGACCGACUGCAGCCUCAAGUUCACCAAAGAUGGCAAGUUCCGCAAGUUCGGCUUUAUAGGCUUCAAGUCGGAGGAGGAGGCCCAGGCGGCCCUGAGCCAUUUCAACCGGAGUUUUAUUGACACGUCCCGGAUCACAGUGGAAUUCUGCAAGUCCUUUGGAGACCCAACAAAACCCCGAGCCUGGAGCAAACAUGCCCAGAAGCCAGGCCAGCCCAAGCAGCCAUCUCAAGGGUCCGUUCCCUCAGACACUAAAAAAGAUGACAAGAAGAAAAAGGUGCCCAGUGACCUGGCGAAGCUGAAGGAAGAUGCCGAGUUCCAGGAGUUCCUGUCCAUUCACCAGAAGAGGACCCAGGUGGCCACGUGGGCCAACGACGCUUUGGACACUGAGCUCCCAAGAGCAAAAACCAAGCCAACAAGUGACUAUCUGAACUUUGACUCCGACUCUGACUCGGGGCAGGAGAGUGAGGAGGAGCUGGCUGGAGAGGAGCCUGAAGAGGAACAAGGCCUGCAGCCAAAGGCGGCCACACAGAGGGAGCUGUCCGACAUGGACUACCUGAAAUCCAAGAUGGUGCGGGCCGAGGAGUCCUCCGCGGACGAGGAUGAAGAGGACAGUGAAGAUGAGGCGGUGAACUGUGAAGAAGGCAGUGAGGCUGAGGAAGAGGACGGCUCCCCUGCGUCCCCAGCCCAGCAGGAGAGUGGGAGCCGGGGAGCCGUGCCCGGGAGCCGGAGACCUCAGGACGCCGCUGGCAAGUUUCACCAUGUCCCUCUGUACCUGGAAUGGGCUCCAAUUGGUGUCUUUGGCGCAGCCCCCCAGAAGAAAGAUUCCCAACCUGCACAGACUGCAGAGAAAGCCGAGGCAGAGCCAGAGACGGGACUCGACCCAGAAGGUGAAAAGGCCUCAGGGGAAGGAGCAGAGGCCCCCACAGGCAAGACGGAAGAGGAGGAGGAAGAGGAAGAUGAGGAGGAGGAGGAAAGUGUCCCAGGAUGCACUUUGUUUAUUAAGAACCUCAACUUCAGCACCACAGAGGAGACACUGAAGGAAGUGUUUUCCAAAGUGGGGGCUGUGAAGAGCUGCACCGUGUCCAAGAAGCAGAAUAAAGCAGGAGUGCUACUUUCAAUGGGGUUUGGGUUUGUGGAAUACAAGAAGCCGGAGCAGGCCCAGAAAGCCCUCAAGCAGCUCCAGGGUCACGUCGUGGACGGCCAUAAACUGGAAGUGCGGAUCUCCGAACGGGCCACUAAGCCUGCCUUGACAUCCACUCGUAAGAAACAGGUCUCCAAGAAGCAGACGACCUCAAAGAUUCUGGUGCGGAAUAUCCCCUUCCAGGCCAACCAGAGGGAGAUCCGGGAGCUUUUCAGCACCUUUGGGGAACUGAAGACCGUGCGCCUGCCAAAGAAGAUGACGGGGACAGGCGCACACAGGGGCUUCGGCUUUGUGGACUUCGUCACCAAGCAGGACGCAAAGAAAGCCUUCAACGCGCUCUGUCACAGCACCCACUUGUAUGGCCGCAGGCUGGUUCUGGAAUGGGCAGACUCAGAGGUGACGGUGCAGGCCCUGCGGAGGAAGACAGCCAGGCACUUCCAAGAGCCCCCAAAGAAAAAGCGGUCUGCAGUGUUGGAUGGGAUCCUGGAGCAGCUGGAAGAUGGGGACGACGAUGGUGACAGUGAGCAAGCUCUUCAGCUGUGAGCUAGCACCUCCAGGGUGUGUGGCUGGCCAGGGUGU
Molecule: messenger RNA, 1913 nt
Organism: Peromyscus eremicus (cactus mouse)
Lineage: Eukaryota; Metazoa; Chordata; Mammalia; Rodentia; Cricetidae
Gene: Rbm19
Product: RNA binding motif protein 19
Exons: 15
Coding region: 111-1877 (588 amino acids)
Molecular function (GO): RNA binding
Source: RefSeq, a predicted model, not a curated record